AUGUUUAAAUCUUUGAAAUCAUCAAUAACUUCGACGUUAUCACCUGAUACUCAAAAUAAUGGCAAUGAUUCCAAGACUAACAAUAAUAAUGGUGAUGAUUCAUCGACAUUAGAAUUGAAUCAAGAGAAAAGAGAAGAAAUUGUUAAAAAUUUUAGAAAGAUAUUGGGAGCAGGGAACGAAAAAUAUGAUAACGCU
Messenger RNA from Entrophospora sp. SA101, 195 nucleotides. Lineage: Eukaryota; Fungi; Glomeromycota; Glomeromycetes; Entrophosporales; Entrophosporaceae. The record is from the annotation of a GenBank genome assembly.